CUGUUUUGAACCUCCUCCCAUAUAUUUUGACCGUAUGCCUUGUUGUCCUCCGAUCUUGUGGUUAAUCCGUGGCGCCUUCUGUGGCUCGUAAGCAGCCCGGAUUUGUGCCGCAUUUCUACGACGUUCUCUCAAGGUCCAGGCCAUUUCAGAUCGGUCUCCAACGCAGCCGACCCUACGUGGUAUCUGCAGGGUACUCAUAGCACUCUAGCUUGGCUUGUUGGCCCGUUUCAAGAACGCAUACCCCCUUGACGCUAUGGCGGAUCCUGGGCGAACUUCAUGGACAAAUAAUAAUGGUCCUGCCGCUACUUUGGAACCUAGCAGCGAAAGCAACAAUCAUGUCCCUCGCCCCAAGCGCAUCGCUUGUAUCGUUUGCAGAAGGAGGAAAUUGAAAUGUGAUUCUCAACGACCGAGCUGUGGGAACUGUUCUAGAUUAGGUCACGACUGUGCCUAUGAUGAAGUUCGCAAGAAGAGUGGCCCAAAGCGGGGAUAUGUGAAGCAGCUGGAGGCACGAUUAGCGCAUGUUGAGACCCUUCUGCGGAAUCAGGAACCAAAUGUCGUUCAACUGCAACCGGCACAAACCCGAGAGAACGUUUCGUUUGCCCCAAUGCAGAGCGAAUCGAUAACACCAGGGCUACUUGAUAUUCCAGAUCUUCCUAUCCUAAAUGGUAUAGAGAAUCCAAUGCUACAAAUUCCAGAAGCAACCGAGUCUCAUCAGUUGAAUCAAACGUGCAUGCCUGGCCAAAGCUUCACCAACGAAUUUCAGUGGGAGAUGAUAGGGUUGGGAUUGGAAGAACCUCUCCCGACUCAAGACAUUAUCGAUGAACUUCAUCAAAUAUAUUUCGACAAAGUCCACCAUUUUAUGCCCAUAGUACAUCGUCCACGUUAUCUCAUGACCGCGAACCUCGCCCCUAAUCUGCGACCACCUGCUUGCUUGAGAUACAUUAUGUGGUGCCAUGCAGCGAUGGCAUCAGAUAAAUAUUCUUUCCUACACGAAGAAUUCUAUAGGCGAGCACGCAAGUAUGCUGAAUUGGAUGAAAUGAAAGGCUAUGGAGAAAGCAUUGUCAGUACAGCGCACUGCCAAUGUCUUCUGCUUAUUGGCACAUACGAAUUUAAGCGAAUGUUUUUUCCACGGGCAUGGCUAUCUGUAGGAAAGGCCGCGCGGUUAGCACUGAUGAUGAGUUUUAAUCGAAUUGAUGCUCCAGACCGUGAUGGGAAGCAAUGUUCUUCGCCGCCAAGAGACUUUUCCGAGAAAGAAGAGAGAAGAAGGGUGUUUUGGUUGUCUUAUUGCGCCGAUCGUUAUGCCAGUAUCGGGACCGGAUGGCCGAUGAUAAUAGAUGAGAAAGAUAUCAUGGUCAAUCUUCCCGCUAGCGAAGAAGCAUUUAUGCAGAACAAGCCGGAAAGUACGCCGCGUCUCGACGACGCCCUGCUUGGGGAUGGGAUCUCGUCUCUGUCGUCCAUAGGAGGUGUUGUUCUGAUGGCAUCGCUUUUGGGCCGGAACCUCUCUCAUCUUCACCGUCCCGAUGAACAAGAUAGAGAACACGACCUGAACGGGGAGUUCUGGAAACGGCAUAGGGCUUAUGACAACAUACUGCUCAAUAUUGCCUUGUCACUACCGAGCCACCUUAGACUACCGGCUGGGAUCGGAGACCCAAAUGUCAUCUUCUGCAACCUAGGCCUGCACACGGCCACGAUAUGCUUGCAUCAGGCCGCUAUUUUUAAGGCAGAGAAAAAUAAGCUACCUGUUCAGAUAAUUACAGAAAGCAAACGAAGAUGUAUCGUUGCUGCUGACCAGACUUCCAGCCUCCUGAAGAUGAUAUGUCAUACAGAUUUGUCUGGUGCAAACCCUUUUAUGGCAUUCUGUAUAUAUGCCUCGGCCCGGGUCUUCAUUCAGUAUCUGAGAUCCCGCCCACAUGAUUUGACAGCUCGAUCGUCCUUGGAGUUUAUUGUCAAUAUCCUCAAGGCUCUUAAAAGAAAGAACCCAUUGAGCGAGUCAUUCCUUAUGCAGCUGGAUGUAGAUAUGGAAGGGAUAGGGUUUCAGAUUCCAGGUCUAACAAGAACGCCGCCUGUGACCUCGGUUGCUUGUAAUAGCCCGCUGAAUGUUCCAGACCCUAGUCGCUUCACCGUUAGCGAUCCCUCGUCUUCAAACAUUUUCACGGAUAGUUUGCCACUAGACAUCACAUCGACAAACACAUCAGGUGGCUCUCACCCACUAUCAACUGUCCCAAUGCCAGAAGAAGCCCAAUAUAUAAACCCGAUGGCCUUUCAGAAUAGUAAUCCCAUAGCAGGAUCUGCUCAUCUAACUCACAGCUCUAGCCCGGGAGGUGCAAGGGAAAUGGAUCUCUCAGAAGAACCAAGAACUGGUGAGAGAAGCAAUAACUCACCUUCAGAUAACCCAACACCAUCGACCUUAAAUUCUUCGUCAAAUACAAACACGCCCCCUUCCAUCUCGAGAUGCAAUCAGGCCUCUGUCUCAUCCUCGAGCGGAGCGGGCCAUAACUCUCGUUCCCCAACACACUUGCCUUCGGAAGAUAAUAAUAAUACCUUCAACUUUAUGAAAGUCCCGUGUGUGAAUAAGCUUGCAAAAAGUCGUCUUACAAAAACACCCAGUUCUACUACUGCAUCUGGGACUGAUCUUGAUCUUCCAGUGUUCUCGGCGUGGGACUCUCUAUCGACCCCGAUUCCAGACCUAGGAAACAUCGGCACUCCAGACUCAGCGACUGAGGCUCAAUGGGCCCAGAUACUCAACGAGUCUGGCUGGGAGAGUUGGCGGGGCUAGCUAGGGCAAUUGUAUUUUAAGAGGGUAAUUUGAAGCGGCGUUUUAUCGGAACGGAAAGUACGUUAAGGGGUAAUGGAUGGUUGGAGUUGGAUAACUGCUUUAUCCCAUUUGAAAUGAUAAUGGAUGUUUAAUUGGGGACUAUCGUUUGGACGCUCAUAUAUCCCGGCGUAUAUUGACAAGGAUAUACCAAAUCACAACUCUUUUGUUUAUUUUCCAACUAUGAGAUGGAUAAUUCAUUAAGUUCCACUCCAGGACAUCUCAGAAGUUUUCCUCAUGCUCAUGUCCUCAAGACGAACCCGAGAUAUAAUCGUUAUGGGUAAUGCGGAUGAUAUUAGGAAAAUCAAAGACCACCCCCAGCAGCGCCCACAAUCUUCAGACCGCCGCUUCCAUGCCCAUCAGGCGUGGUUGAAUAUGCCAACCAGUACCUUGACGGAUGCCAUGCCACAGCAGGAAUGCCGGUAUUGGACCCCCCGCCGGUGGGAACGGUAUAGAUGCUUUCACCAGUUUCGGCAUGGAAGAUCUCCAGCCCAUUCCCGCCGCAGCCGGGCUCAUCGCAGGCGCCACAGAUGAAGCGGCCAUCAAAACUCCAGCUGACGCCCCGGACUGCGCCGCCGUUAUUACUCGACACUGUACGCCGGCAGACCCAGUCCGUGGUGUCCCAGAGGGAUAUGAGGGCGUCGCUGCCGCCAACGGCGAGGUACCGGCCUGUCGGCGCGAGGGCAAGAGAGAGACAGGCGGACGUGUGGGCGUGUAGAGUGUGUACGGUGUUGAAGGAAGGAUAGGACAUGACUUUCACAGUGCCUUCACCGGUAGUAGCGAAGAAGUAGAGGUCUGGUAAUUCGGGGGUAGAAAUAUGAUGGGAGAAGGCUGUUGCGUUUGUUUGGAUGGGUUGGGGGUGAGAUUGUAGGGUUGUAUAGGUCGAGUUCACUGAGGUGCCGGCUUUGGCAUUGCCGCUCGAGAGAGUAGUCGGACUGGAAGGGGAACUGACAGAUAUAGGGAUUAAGGUAUCGU
Molecule: messenger RNA, 3787 nt
Organism: Monascus purpureus
Lineage: Eukaryota; Fungi; Ascomycota; Eurotiomycetes; Eurotiales; Aspergillaceae
Source: the annotation of a GenBank genome assembly